Messenger RNA from Spirodela intermedia, 1349 nucleotides. The record is from the annotation of a GenBank genome assembly. NCBI's taxonomy places the organism in Eukaryota, Viridiplantae, Streptophyta, Magnoliopsida, Alismatales, Araceae.
AUGGGGAAGUACGACUGGUCUGGCUACUUGGCUCUCGUCCAGAUGAUCCAAGACUCGGGGCUAUUGGUCCGGGCCUCGCUCUACACUCAUGCUUCCACGGAUCCCGCGAUUCCUCUCCCACAGUGGGUCUCCACCGUCGGCGAGGCAGACCCCAGCGUCUUCUUCACCGACAGAGCCGGCAACCUUCACAGAGAGUGCCUCUCCCUUUCUGCGGACGAUCUCCCAGUACUCGAGGGAAAGACUCCGUUGGAAGUUUACCGGGCGCUGCUUCAGAGUUUCAGAGAUACUUUCUCAAGCUUCCUGGGCUCCACCAUCACGGUAAUGGCGACCACUGAUUCUGCUCCGUUCGUCUUCUAAAUCCGCUGCCGGCGAGCUCGAGCAACAGGAACUAACGAUUAAUCUCCCUCCCUUGGGAUGUCCUCCUCUCUCAGGAUGUUCUGGUCGGCCUGGGUCCCGACGGCGAGCUCAAGUACCCAUCCAUGCCGGCGUCACGAAAUCGCAACGCCACCGGAGCUGGAGAGUUUCAGUGCUACGACAAGAACAUGCUGGGCCACCUCAAGCUCCAUGCCGAGGCCACCGGGAACCACUUCUGGGGCCUCUCCGGCCCCCACGACGCCCCCUCAUACAACCAGUCGCCGGACUCCGGCACCUUCUUUAAGGACGCCGGCGGGUCCUGGGAGACCCCCUACGGGGACUUCUUCCUCUCUUGGUACUCCGGCCACCUCCUCGCCCACGGAGAUCGCGUCCUCUCCAUGGCCUCCGCCGUGCUCGGCGACCUCCCGGUGCAGAUCCACGGGAAGCUCCCCGUGAUGCACGCCUGGUCCAAGUCCCGCUCCCACCCCACGGAGCUAGCCGCCGGACUCUACAACACGGUUAACAGGGACGGCUACGACGCCAUCGCUGACAUGUUCGCCAGAAACUCCUGCGGGAUGAUCCUCCCGUCCAUGGACCUCGCCGACGAGCUCCAGCCAGCGGCCCUGCGCGCCAGCCCCGAGUCCCUGCUGUCCCAGAUCAUGAGGGCCUGCAACAAGCACGGCGUCGCCGUCACUGGCGAGAACUCUUCCGUCCGCGGCCCCCCUGAGGGCUUCGUCAAGAUCAGGGAUACUCUCUCCAGGGGGAGGAGGGCCUCCUCCCCGGAGGAGCCCGUCAUCGCCAAGUUCACCUACCAGAGGAUGGGCGCCUACUUCUUCUCGCCGGAGCAUUUCCCGGCGUUCACCCAGUUCGUCCGCAGCCUCGAGUGGUCUGAGCUCCACUCCGACGACCUUCCCGCCGCCGGCGGCGAGACGAUCCCCUUGACGGCGGCGCCAUCUCCCAAGGAGAUCACUACCAGGCAGAUGCAAACGGCAUAA